AAAAUUACAAGAAAAAGAAUAUUCUCUUGUACCAAAGCACUACAUAUAUAGAGGCCACCACUCCGAAACCCUAAACCUCUUUAAUCGCAUUGUAUCGUAUCGUUUUGCCUCUCCGCCGAAACACAACACAGUUGGUGAAGGGUGAAACAAGUUUCAACUGUUGUGUGGCCAUGGCUCUGAUUUUGCAUUCAACAGACAACAACAAAAAUGCCUCAAAGGCACUCAUUGCAGCUGAGUACACAGGUGUUAAGGUUGAUCUUGCAAAGGACUUCCAGAUGGGUGUAUCCAACAAGACACCUGAGUUUCUUGAGAUGAAUCCCAUUGGAAAGGUUCCUGUGCUUCAAACACCUGAUGGACCUGUUUUUGAGAGCAAUGCCAUUGCGCGUUAUGUUACCAAAACAAAGCCCAACAAUCCUCUUUUUGGCUCUUCAUUGAUUGAAUAUGCUCAAAUUGAACAAUGGAAUGAUUUUUCUGCCACUGAAAUUGAUGCAAACAUUGCACGAUGGCUGUACCCACGCCUUGGCUAUGCUGUUUACAUCUCUCAAGCUGAGGAAGGUGCAGUAGCUGCAUUAAAGAGAGCGCUUGGUGCUUUGAACACCCAUCUUGCAUCUAACACAUACUUGGUUGGACAUUUUAUCACACUGGCUGACAUCAUCAUGGUCUGUAACUUGAGCAUUGGUUUUAGGAUGAUAUUGACCAAGAGCUUUACCAAGGAAUUUCCACAUGUAGAGAGAUAUUUCUGGACUGUUGUUAAUCAGCCUAAUUUCGUCAAGAUAUUGGGUGAGGUGAAACAAGCUGAAUCUAUCCCUGCUGUGCAAUCCAAGCCUGCACAACCUGAAAAACUCAAGGCUAAGGAGGAGCCAAAGAAGGAGGUUAAGAAGGAAGAACCAAGUCCUGUAGAGGAGGAAGCAGCACCCAAGCCUAAGGCAAAGAAUCCUCUUGAUUUAUUGCCUCCAAGUAAGAUGAUUCUGGAUGAUUGGAAGAGGCUUUACUCCAACACCAAGACUAACUUCCGUGAGGUUGCUGUUAAAGGUUUCUGGGACAUGUAUGACCCCGAAGGAUAUUCUCUCUGGUUUUGUGAUUACAAGUACAAUGAUGAGAACACAGUUUCGUUUGUAACCUUGAACAAGGUUGGUGGUUUUCUGCAGAGGAUGGAGCUGGUACGCAAGUAUGCUUUUGGUAAGAUGUUGAUUGUUGGUUCUGAGGCCCCAUUCAAGGUGCAGGGCUUGUGGCUUUUCCGUGGGAAGGAAAUUCCCAAGUUUGUUAUGGAGGAAGUGUAUGACAUGGAACUCUAUGAAUGGAAGGAAGUAGACAUCAAUGAUGAGGCCCAGAAGGAGCGAGUUAGCCAAAUGAUUGAAGAUCACGAGCCUUUUGAGGGACAGGCUUUGUUGGACGCCAAGUGCUUCAAGUAAAAAACAACACUGUAUUGGAGAUUGAGCAAUGUUACCUUUUGACUGAGGCUGUAGUUUACUCUGGUUUUGUCCUCCCAAAUUUACUUAGAUUCUUGUUUUAAACACUAUCUUGUCUUAAGAGAAACUAUUAUCUUUGCAGUGUUUUUUUUCUUCAAGUUAUUGAUUUCAUAUGGUUCAUGGGAUAUCUGUGGUUGAAAUUUGUUAUCCUUUUCAACUAAAGCAGUUUUGACAGUCA
Solanum lycopersicum (tomato) is the source of this 1647-nucleotide messenger RNA. Its product is annotated as elongation factor 1-gamma 2. Gene Ontology annotation, molecular function: translation elongation factor activity; glutathione transferase activity. The record is from RefSeq and is a predicted model, not a curated record. Gene Ontology annotation, biological process: translational elongation. NCBI's taxonomy places the organism in Eukaryota, Viridiplantae, Streptophyta, Magnoliopsida, Solanales, Solanaceae.